Messenger RNA from Theobroma umbraticum, 771 nucleotides. NCBI's taxonomy places the organism in Eukaryota, Viridiplantae, Streptophyta, Magnoliopsida, Malvales, Malvaceae. The record is from RefSeq and is a predicted model, not a curated record.
AGUGUUAUUAUAAUAUAUCAUUGAAACAUCAAGCCAUGCCUUCAGCAAAUUCCUAAAAGAAUGACAGAUUUUUGUGCUGUUUUGCAGGUUACAUGUAAGUAUAUGCUGCAGAGGAUCUGUGGAUUGGAUGUAUAUAAAGAUACCCGAAUUUCGACAAGAAAAACUGAACCUCAUUCCAUGGCUCCUCCAACAGAUUAUUCCAAGAGUGAUGUCUGCAACAUUAUGAAACUCAAAUGGAUGUCCUUUAUGCGGUGCAAACUUGCUGGGACCAGAGGGAGGAAACUUCCCAGUGAUGUCCCCCCUGGUCACUUGGCUGUUACUGUUGGGGAUGCUGGCAGGAGAUUCGUCAUAAAAGCAGAUUACUUGAACCAACCAGCUUUUCGUCAGCUGCUAGAUAAAACAUAUGAAGAUUAUGGUCCCAAUAAAGAUGGUCCCUUGGCUAUACCUUGCGAUGAGUGUCUCUUCAGAGAUAUUAUUCAUUCGUUCAAUGGUGGGUCAGAUGUCUGUCAAUUAACUUAGCAUGUUAACAAUGAAGACCUCAGUAUAAGCUCAUGUAGGACAUCAGUCCACUAGUUUGUGGUUCCACUGAAGAAAGAUAUGCAGGAGUGAUGGAAACAGCAGCAAAGAUUGGGUGUAACAGUUGAAGCGGUUAUCAAAUUUCUCUGAAGGUCAUCAUCAUUUCUUUCUGUUGAAUUAAAGAUGCAGAUAGAGUUGUAUUAUUACUGCAGAAUUUAUAAAUAUUGGUUAUUGAGCUAUUUAUGACAAAACAAA